Molecule: messenger RNA, 2970 nt
Organism: Trichechus manatus latirostris (Florida manatee)
Lineage: Eukaryota; Metazoa; Chordata; Mammalia; Sirenia; Trichechidae
Product: olfactory receptor 11H4
Exons: 1
Biological process (GO): G protein-coupled receptor signaling pathway
Cellular component (GO): membrane
Molecular function (GO): G protein-coupled receptor activity; olfactory receptor activity
Source: RefSeq, a predicted model, not a curated record
UUUUUUCUUCAUAGGUUUAAGACUCAUGAACAGGUCAGCAACACACACUGUCUCCUGGGAUUCCCUGGUUGCUGGGACAUACAGAUUUUCCUCUUCUCAUUGCUUUUGGUGGUUUAUGUCUUGACUCUGCUGGGGAAUGCAGCCAUCAUCUGUGCAGUGAGAUGGGACCCACGACUCCACACCCCCUUGUAUUUUCUGCUGGGAAACUUUGCCUUCCUUGAGAUCUGGUAUGUUUCCUCCACUGUUCCCAACAUGCUAGCCAACAUUCUCUCUAAGAUCAAGACCAUCUCAUUUUCUGGUUGCUUCCUCCAGUUCUAUUUUUUCUUUUCCCUGGGCACUACUGAAUGUUUCUUCCUGGCAGUAAUGGCUUAUGAUCAGUACCUGGCCAUCUGCCUCCCACUGCACUACCCCACCAUCAUGAUUCGGAGGCUCUGUGGCAUGCUGGUGUCUCUCUGCUGGCUUGCUGGAUUACUUGGCUACCCAAUCCCAAUUUUCUUCAUCUCCCAACUUCCCUUCUGUGGUCCCAAUAUCAUAGAUCACUUCCUGUGUGACAGGGACCCACUCAUGGCUCUGUCCUAUGCCCCAGCCCCUAUUACUGAAUUUAUUUUCUAUACUCAGAGCUCCCUUGUCCUCUUUUUCACGAUUAUGUAUAUUCUUCAGUCCUACACUCUGCUACUCAGAGCUGUUUUUCAGGUCCCCUCUGCAGCUGGCUGUUGAAAGGCCUUCUCCACAUGUGGCUCCCAUUUAGUUGUGGUGUCUCUUUUCUACCGGACAGUCGUGGCAAUGUAUGUGAGUCCCAACUUUGAUGCAGAAGAUCCUUACACUGGUAUAUUCAGUAAUGACACCUCUCUUUAAUCCCCUAAUCUAUAGUCUUCGUAAUAAGGAAAUGAAAUUUGCCCUGAGAAAUGUUCUGUGUAGAAUGAGAACAAGUCAAACCUCAUGGGUCAAAGAUGAAGAACAAGGUGUCCAUUAUUCCCAUGGUCUUUUAGUCCUCACUCUGAGGAGUUAGUGGCCAGAUAUUUCAUCUGCUGUGUCCAACUUUAAAUACCUUUCCUGUACUGAUCUACUUAAACCUUAAUUCACUGAUUUUCAACGAGUGAAAUUUUUUUAAUGUCUGUCCUUAUUGGAAUGAUGAAAUGCAAUUGUUACCUGAGAGAAAUUAGACUUUGGUAUAUCAUCGUUUUUAGGGCAAACCUAGUAACCUUUACUGAAUAAUUAAGGUGCAGUGACUUUUAACCAGCCAGGGAUAUUUCUAAACCUAAACAGACACUCCUUUCUUAUACCUAGUCUAACAAUAUUAUCUAAUCACCCUCUCUUUCUAUUAAAAGAAGGAGGGGGGGAAAAAAAACUAUGACCAGAAGAAACUCUUUGAACAGAUUUUCUUAGAGGUGUAGUUCCCUUGUCACAAGUUUGAAGUAAAACUUCGAUACAUGCUAAAUAGUAAUUUGUUGAAGUUGCCUUAACACUUCUGUCCUUAUACUUACCACAUUAUGAUGUAAUUUAUUUAUUUACAUGAACCUCCCUUUGAGGGAGCUCCUUGAGGACAGGAAUUACCUUUUUCAUUUCUGGAUCCCCAACACAGUGAGAGAGAGAAAAGCAUUUUUUGACACCCAGGAACUGGCCUAACACUAUCAGGUCCUGGCGUUGAGAGGAGCUGGUCCGUCACUCACAGUUAGACUGGCAGAGUGUUCUCUGUUGAAUAUAAACAAUUUCACAGAACACCAAUCUCAAACAAGGCCACUCUGUGAUCAGGAUGGAUCAAGACAAAAUCAAGACCACUCCAUAAUCAUGUCUGAGAAGAGUCAAAAACAAGAGCACUGUUCAAACCGCAAAAAAUGACCAAACAUCCCUCUUUCUGCCUUAUAUGAAAGACUGCUUUUUCUUCACCAAGUAUAGCUUUAACCCAACUUCAUUGCUACUGCCUUACAGAUAAAAAUUAAGAUGACAAAUCAUAAAUUUUCCUCUACUUUCUGUCAGCAUCCAGAGAAAAAACUCAAUUCUUUAAACUCUCCACAAAAUCACCUAACACAAGCCCAAAUCACAUAAUAAUUACUUUCUAACACCCUGACACGCACCAUGGUUUAUCAUGGCAUAGGUUCUCCCUCAUUACAACAAGCUAAUAAACCCAAUUUCAACUUUGUUCAACUACAGGUAUGAUAUGGUGAUCUUUCAUAUGAUGGAAAUCAAAAGUAGUUCAAAACUCAGCAUAUAAUAAGAGCUUAAAUAUGUUUAUUGAAUAUUUUCUAUCUCAACUUUUUUACUUACAAAAGUAAUAUGGGAUUGUUGUAACAAAUUAAAGCAAUGUAAAAGUGUAUAAAGAUAGUGGAUUUCCCUUUUUCACUCCCAUUCCCAUCAAUCUUUCUCUGUGCUUCUCAGAGUCAAUAUAUCUAAAUUUCUCUGUCUGGUAUUCAAUGCCCUUCAUAAUAUGGCCCCGAUAAACCUAUAUUAUUUGUUUCCCACUGCUUCCCAGCAUGAACCCUCAGAUCUAGUGGGGCCGUUCACCUGACUGCUCCACUCUCUAUUAUCUCUGCACCUUUGCUCAGGCUGCUCUUUUAACCCAGAGAGCCUCACCUCAUCUUCUGCUAUGCAACUUGAGAAAGACAGUUAACACUUACGAUUCCUAGGGUCUUAUUUUGUAAAAUGGCUACAAUUUAUAUCUUGUAAGAAUGUCAUGAGGAUUAAAUGAGACAAUUUAUGUAAAGGCCAAAGCACAGGAAGAGACAAAAGGCUCUCAGCACAUGUUCAUUCCCCUCUCCUUAACUACCUUUUGUGCCUCAGAUUAACCACAACUUCCUCCUCGAAUGAUUUUGUGUCUACAGGUGACUGGCCUGAGUAGAGAUGAGGGUUCAUGUUAGAAAGCAUGGAAAAAAAAUAAUAUAGAUUUUAAAAAAAAACAGUUACUGUCCAGUCAACUCUGACUCGUGGAUACGCCAUGUGUAUCAAAGUAGAACUGUGCUCCAUAGGUUUUUC